Molecule: messenger RNA, 794 nt
Organism: Macroventuria anomochaeta
Lineage: Eukaryota; Fungi; Ascomycota; Dothideomycetes; Pleosporales; Didymellaceae
Product: protein translation factor SUI1
Exons: 2
Coding region: 253-609 (118 amino acids)
Biological process (GO): translational initiation
Cellular component (GO): eukaryotic 43S preinitiation complex
Molecular function (GO): translation initiation factor activity; ribosomal small subunit binding; RNA binding
Source: RefSeq, a predicted model, not a curated record
AAGGUCGUGAGUCUUCCUCGAUGAAAGGUGAUUGAAGGAGGAGUCAGCAGUCUCGCACCUUCUAGCUGGAAGCGCCAAGGCAGCGGGCGGCUGCGGAGUUUUAGCACUUGGGCUGAGCUGAACCCCUCGCCACCAACACCCACUUAACAACGCCGAAGACCGGUCAACCACUCUCCACUCUCCACUCUCCACUCUCCACCUCAGACUCGCAAGUCACCGGAUUCGCACCAGCAGCGCGCCUCGUCCAGUCUUAUGUCCACAGACAUCCAAAACCUCAAGUCCUUCGAUCCGUUCGCGGAAGCCGAAGACGCAGGUGCAGAGGUCAAGGUUGGCAACCAGCAGAACUACAUUCAUAUUCGAAUCCAGCAGCGCAAUGGCCGCAAGACCCUGACCACGGUCCAAGGCCUGCCCAAGAAGUUUGACCAGAAGAAGAUUCUCAAGGUGAUCAAGAAGCAAUUCGCCUGCAAUGGCACUGUCGUCGCCGACACCGAGAUGGGAGAGGUGAUCCAGCUCCAGGGCGACCAGCGCAAGGACGUCCAGGAUUUUUUGACAAACAAGAAGGAUGGACUAGGUCUUGAUGUCAAGAGCAUCAAGGUCCACGGCUUCUAAGCUGAAAGAUGCAACAAGCCGCUGCCCCCGCCGAUUGCGACCAAUACGAUCGGUGACGAUUCGAGUACGAUCACAUGCCAGUUUGCAGCGUGUGACUCAACAUUGACAAGGCUGAGAACGCGGCACAAUAUUGCAGAUUCCCGGGGUCUGGACGAGUACGGCUAUUUCCUAUCGUCGUUCCUUUG